Messenger RNA from Cryptococcus amylolentus CBS 6039, 2124 nucleotides. RefSeq lists its product as hypothetical. Bases 492 to 1271 code for a protein of 259 amino acids. Gene Ontology annotation, molecular function: fructose 1,6-bisphosphate 1-phosphatase activity. Gene Ontology annotation, biological process: fructose 6-phosphate metabolic process; fructose 1,6-bisphosphate metabolic process; sucrose biosynthetic process. Lineage: Eukaryota; Fungi; Basidiomycota; Tremellomycetes; Tremellales; Cryptococcaceae. The record is from RefSeq and is a predicted model, not a curated record. Gene Ontology annotation, cellular component: cytosol; cytoplasm. The transcript is spliced from 4 exons.
UUGCUUUUCCAUCUUCUCUUUCUACUCCUGCACUGCCUACACCCACCCACCAACACAAACUACAACUAUGGCCGCUCCCCAAGCUACUCUCGGUGCCGACAUCGAGCCUCCCGCUACCGAUCUCAUCACCCUCACCAGGCAUAUCUUGUCCCAGCAGCGCGCUCUGGGCGUUGACGCCUCUGGCGACCUGACCUUGCUUCUUAUUGCUAUCCAGGUGCGUAGUGUUCUUCUUGGAGUUUGCCAGACGCAGAGAGAAUUGUCCAAGAGGUCCGGGCUGAUGAUUCUUCCUUUGUGCGCUACUCCACUCGCUUUGUCCUUGUUCCUUUGUCCCCGUUCAUCAAUGCUACGCUUCAUUCAACCUCCAGGUCACCUCAAAAUACAUUGCUACCAACGUCCGUAAAGCCCGUUUGAUCAACCUCGUCGGUCUUGCCGGUGCCGAGAACGUCCAAGGCGAGGACCAGAAGAAGCUCGAUGUGCUGUCCAACGACAUUAUGGUCAACGCUCUGAGGGCUUCUGGAAAGUGCAGUGUGAUGGUCAGUGAGGAGGUUGAGGAAGCUAUCAUUGUCGGUGGCUCCAAGGGUACUUACUGUGUCGUGUUUGACCCCCUUGACGGUUCAAGUAACAUUGACGCCGGUGUCAAUGUCGGUACCAUCUUUGGUAUCUACAAGGUCCAAGAUGGUGCUAAGCCCUCCGUCAAGGACGUCCUCCGCCCCGGUAAGGAUAUGGUCGCUGCCGGUUACACCAUGUACGGUUCUUCCUGUAACCUCGUCCUCUCCGCCGGCCAAGGUGUCGACGGCUUCACCCUUGACGAAGGUCUCGGAGAGUUCAUCCUCACCCACCCUUCGAUCCAAAUCCCCAACCGCGGCAAGAUCUACUCUUUCAACGAGGGUAACGCCCAGCACUUUUACCCCCCCACCAACGACUAUUUGAAUUCUAUCAAGUUCCCUGAGAACAACAAGCCUUAUAGUGCUAGGUACAUUGGUUCGAUGGUGGCCGAUGUGCACAGGACUUUGCUGUAUGGUGGUAUCUUUGGUUACCCCGAUGACAAGAAGAGCAAGGAUGGUAAGCUGCGUAUGCUCUACGAGGCCUUCCCCAUGUCCUUCCUUACCGAACAAGCCGGUGGUGUCGCUACCACCGGUAAGGAACGUAUCCUCGAUGUCGUCCCCACCUCCAUCCACGGCCGAUGCCCCGUCUUCCUUGGUUCCAAGGACGACGUUGAAGACUUGAAAAAGUUUUACGUCGGCUACGAGAACCCCGAGAGGAACUGGUAAAUCGCAUGAAGCUGUAGGGGGUUAGGCAGAAUGACUUGGAUUUCUCUUUUGGGAAUUUGUACUAGUUGAGUAACGAGAGGAAAGAAAGGAAACAGUGAGAAGUUGAUCAUAGACUGUACUUGUGAACAUCAUCAUGCACCCGACAUGACUAUUGCUCCGUUUCUAUGAUUCGUCUUCUCCAACAAUGGCACGGUGGCGGUUCUGGCAUCAAGACGUUCAUGAUAAUCGUAAAAUAAAAUGCAGAUAAGGGUCCUUAAACAACCCAAACAUCGCCCAAACAAUCCCACUCUCGCUCAACAGUACCCUUCCGACCACUACCUCCCCUCGUCCUGUCCUCGGUUUCCCCCUUCUCACCAUCGGCGUCAUCAUCAUCAAACCGCAACACCCUCAAUCCACCCAGCACGCCAACCCCAGUAUCCCACCCCAAAAAGUCCCAGGACCAUUCUACCGAGGCUUCCCAGUACUUUUUGCCCUCCUCUCCUUCUGUUGGUGUUGAGGGUUUGAUCUCGGGGAUCGGCCCGGGGAUCGGGGUAUUCUCGCCCUCGCUUUUGUCUGCUCCUUCUUCUUCGGCGUUUUCUGCUGAAACUGAAAGGUCGGGGGGAGGAGGAGCAGGCGCAGGCGCAAGUAAAGGUGGUGGAGGGAUAGAAAACCAAUCCACCACCUCCCUCACCUCUCCUUCUCCAACAUCAUCCAAGAACGUCAACGAAUUACCCAUAUGAUACACCUCCACCACCCUCGCUUCCUCUCCUGAAGCGGCUUUCCGACCUUGGCCUGAAGUGUGCGAUUGCCCAGACCCGACCCGGGCCAUGGCAGCUGCCACCCCCAUCGCAGCUGGAUAAGCCGCAGGCCUGUA